Messenger RNA from Prunus armeniaca (apricot), 1269 nucleotides. NCBI's taxonomy places the organism in Eukaryota, Viridiplantae, Streptophyta, Magnoliopsida, Rosales, Rosaceae. The record is from the annotation of a GenBank genome assembly.
AUGGGAAAAGACGAGGAAGAAAUGAGGGGAGAGAUUGAGGAGAGGCUGAUAAACGAGGAGUACAAGAUAUGGAAAAAGAACACACCUUUCUUGUACGAUCUGGUUAUAACCCAUGCCCUAGAAUGGCCUUCGCUUACAGUCGAGUGGCUUCCGGACCGAGAAGAGCCUCCAGGGAAGGACUAUUCGGUGCAGAAGAUGAUUCUGGGGACCCAUACCUCCGAGAACGAGCCUAAUUACCUUAUGCUCGCUCAGGUACAGCUGCCAUUGGAGGACGCAGAGAACGAUGCUCGCCAUUAUGAUGAUGAUCGAGCUGAGGUUGGCGGUUUUGGUUGCGCCAAUGGCAAGGUGCAAAUAAUCCAGCAAAUAAAUCAUGAUGGAGAGGUUAAUCGGGCUCGUUAUAUGCCUCAGAAUCCAUUUAUUAUUGCCACAAAGACAGUCAAUGCUGAAGUUUUUGUGUUCGAUUAUAGCAAACACCCAUCUAAGCCUCCUUUAGAUGGUGCAUGCAGUCCUGACUUGAGGCUGAGGGGCCACAGCACUGAAGGAUAUGGUUUAUCAUGGAGUAAGUUCAAGCAGGGUCAUUUACUCAGUGGUUCUGAUGAUGCUCAGAUAUGCCUGUGGGAUAUUAACGCGACUCCCAAGAACAAAACCCUUGAGGCUAUGCAAAUAUUUAAGGUUCAUGAAGGUGUGGUAGAAGACGUAGCAUGGCAUUUGAGGCAUGAAUACUUAUUUGGUUCUGUUGGUGAUGAUCAAUACCUUCUUAUAUGGGAUCUCCGGACUCCAUCUGUUACCAAGCCUGUCCAAUCUGUCGUUGCUCAUCAAAGUGAAGUUAACUGUUUGGCUUUCAAUCCCUUCAAUGAAUGGGUUGUUGCAACUGGAUCCACUGACAAAACUGUUAAGCUGUUUGAUCUACGCAAAAUCAAUACUGCUCUCCACACCUUUGAUUGCCAUAAGGAGGAGGUUUUCCAAGUCGGUUGGAAUCCGAAAAAUGAAACUAUCUUAGCUUCUUGUUGUCUUGGCAGGCGACUCAUGGUGUGGGAUCUUAGCAGAAUCGACGAAGAGCAGACACCAGAGGAUGCUGAAGAUGGUCCACCGGAGUUGCUUUUUAUUCAUGGAGGUCACACCAGUAAAAUAUCUGAUUUUUCGUGGAACCCAUGUGAAGAUUGGGUUGUUGCUAGUGUUGCUGAAGAUAACAUACUCCAAAUCUGGCAGAUGGCCGAGAACAUUUACCAUGACGAAGAUGAUUUACCCGAAGAGCCGGCAAAGCCUUAG